This is a messenger RNA of Penicillium verhagenii, 963 nucleotides long. Its product is annotated as shikimate dehydrogenase family protein. Gene Ontology annotation, biological process: chorismate biosynthetic process; shikimate metabolic process. Bases 1 to 963 code for a protein of 320 amino acids. Gene Ontology annotation, molecular function: shikimate 3-dehydrogenase (NADP+) activity. Lineage: Eukaryota; Fungi; Ascomycota; Eurotiomycetes; Eurotiales; Aspergillaceae. The record is from RefSeq and is a predicted model, not a curated record. The transcript has a single exon.
AUGGAUAUUCUACGCAAGUCCUACGAAUACGGCAGGUCGCCUCUCACCUCUUCAUCACUCACUAGUCCAUUCAAUACGUUCUUGUUCGGUGGCAACAUCUCCCGCUCGCUCUCACCACUGCUACAUGGAAUUCUUUUUCGAUCAGCGAAUGCAUCAUGGACCUACCAUCUCGCUCAAACGACCGAAAAAACCGACUUUCUUGCAAAACUCGCUGACCCAAAUUCCAUCGGUGCAUCCAUUACCAUGCCUAACAAGGUCACGUUCGGGCCGAUUCUUGAUGAUUUGACUGAGGAGGCAAGAGGAAUUGGCGCCGUGAAUACUGCUUUCAUUCGUCUUGAUUUUAGUGGAAAACGUCGAUGGAUUGGUACCAACACUGAUUGUGUCGGAAUUCGCGAAGCCAUUCUUCAACGUGAUCCUCAGGCCACUUCUACGGCAAAGGGGAAGCCUGCCAUGGUCAUUGGAGGGGGUGGCGCGGCACGAAGUGCAAUCUAUGCACUGUGGAAAUGGUUCUCCCCCUCUGAGAUCUACAUUACCAAUCGAUUGGAGUUCGAGGUUGAUGACAUUAUCAGGCAUUUUUUGAUAACAAUGCCGGGUAUCAAGCUUCGAUACAUCCCAGAUGUACAGACAGCGAGAAGUCUCCCUUCUCCGUCAAUAAUUAUUGGAACCAUUCCCGAUUAUCCACCAACUGAGCCGGGAGAAGUGCUUUGUUGGAAAAUAUGUGAGGUCGUCUUGGGAAAAUCUAGAAAGGGGUUGGUGGUGGAUAUGUGUUAUAUGCCAUCGACUGAGACCCGACUUGUAUGUACUGCGAGAAAAGAUGGGUGGGCGGUCAUUCGGGGUACAGAGGUUCUUGUACGAGUAUGUGUUGCUCAGCAGACUCUGUGGCUGGAAAGGGAAUCGAAUGACAAGGGGGUGGAAGAGGCUAUGGCAUCUAUUGCUAUGCCAGAUAUCAAUGUUAAGCUGUAA